CGUUACGUUCGCGACAAUUUCAGACAAGAAAGACAUUCUGAAGCACUUACGAGACGAUGACUUUCCUUAGCUGCCGUGUCUGGCCCUGUGCAUGACAUCAGUCGUUCUCUCUCUCUCUGGGCUUGCUCGUGACUGCGGGAGCGCGCAGGAUGCAAUCACAUCAGCUGCGGCGACGCGCAGGCAUUGCCAAGGUCAGGAAGCUGGCUCCCAUUUGUCAUAGAUGGAAGGAAAAGCUAGGAACAACAGCUACACCACAGAAGUUAUGGGAGAAACCAAUGAGGACAAAAUGAAACAAAAACAGUCUGCUUUUGAUUAAAUGUCAAACUGGUGACUUAACUUGUUGUUUUGGCAGCUUUUUCCCCACUUUAGCUCCUGCCCAGGACUCCAUCAGAGAGUUUGGACUAAUCAAAGGCACUUGUACGUAAGGAGUGUUGGACUCUGAAGGGACUGAGCCAGUUCGGGCCAGCCUGCUUCUCUUUCUCUCCUUCUCCAUUUCUCUUCCCUCUCACUCUCCCUUCCUGCCCUGUCUCAGGAGCGUAAGAUUUGGGAAAUUCCUUCAAGCUACUUUAUUUCAGGUUUCUGUGGGAUUUAAACAUGCACACUGAGGUUUUUCUGCAGUCAAUGCUAGUGCCGUCGUUUCUGAUCCUGCUCUCUACCGUUGAGGACACUUUGCUACAGUCGGUAAGCCAGGUGGGUGAGGUGUGUAGGCUGUCCCAAGAGUCAUCAUUGCGCCGCUGCAGGACACCAGAUGGAAAAAUCUGCAGCGGCAGGGGCAAAUGUGACUGUGGAAUCUGCAUGUGUGAAGCCACAGGCCCAGGGAAGUUCUAUGGUCCUCGCUGUGAGUGCCAUGACUGGGUCUGCGCCACACAUAAUGGGCAAAUUUGCAAUGACCGUGGCUACUGUGACUGUGGGAUGUGUGAGUGUGACGAAGGCUGGUUUGGAGAGGCUUGCCAGUUUCAGGAGGAGUGUAGCCUAUUAAGCAAGAAGAGCAGAGAGCUGUGCAAAAAUCAACAGGGGGUGGUCUGCUCCAACAGAGGGACCUGUCAAUGUGGGAGCUGCGUGUGUGACCAAAAUGACGACAAGGGCUUAGUGACGGGACGCUUCUGUGAAUGUGAUGACGGCGAAUGUCUGGAUGAAGACACGGGAGAGGUUUGUGGAGGCCAUGGCCAGUGUUACUGUGGAAACUGUUACUGUGCUGCUGGUUGGCAUGGAGACAAAUGUGAGUUCCAGUGUGACAUCAACCCAUGGGAAAGCAAGCGGAAAUGCACAUCUCCAGAUGGCAAAAUCUGCAGCAACAGAGGUACCUGUGUGUGUGGGGAAUGUACCUGCCAUGAUGUAGAUCCCUCUGGCGACUGGGGGGACAUUCAUGGAGACACCUGUGAGUGCGAUGAGAGGAACUGUCACGCGACGUACGACCGAUACACUGAUGACUUCUGCUCAGGUCAUGGUCAGUGUAACUGUGGCAGGUGUGACUGCAAGGAUGGAUGGACAGGGAAGAAGUGUGAGCACCCUCUCAGUUGCUCACUGUCUUUGGAUAGCAGCCUGAAGAAAUGUAGAGGAACUUCAAAACUACCCUGCAAUGGACGAGGGCAGUGUGUUUGUGGACAGUGUAUUUGCCAUCCACCUGAGGAGAGUCGCAUUCAUGGGAAAAACUGCGAGUGUGAUGACCGUCAGUGUGAGGACAUGAAGGGAGAGGUCUGUGGAGGUCACGGUUACUGUUCAUGUGGACGGUGCAUCUGUGAGGAAGGCUGGUUCGGGAAUCUGUGCCAGUUUCCCAGGUCUUGCGACAUGAGUGAUGCCCAGAGCAAGGAACUCUGCGAGACAGACGAUGGAGUCAUUUGCAGUGGAAAAGGUUCGUGUCACUGUGGCCAGUGCAUUUGCUCUCGCCAAGAAUGGUGGGUGUCAGGAGAGCACUGCGAGUGCGACGACCGAGAGUGUGACAAACAUGAUGGCCUCAUCUGCACAGGCAACGGUGUUUGCAGUUGCGGCAACUGUGAUUGCUGGGAAGGGUGGACGGGAAAUGCCUGCGAAAUUUGGGUAGGAGCCGAGUACUGAGGAGAACAUUAAGCUGGGGUCAAAAACUCGAGCUUCCAAAUGUCCCGAUACACCAGGAGGACCGUCAGCAUUCAGGACCAGACAGCACAUCGAGAGAAGACUCAACAUUGAUGUAAAUCUGCAUAACACUAAUAUAAUGUACUAAUAUUGCUCUGUCUUCAAUUGUACUGGUUACAAAGUAUGCUUAUUAAAACUGUCUAUUGUUUUAAAA
Xiphophorus maculatus (southern platyfish) is the source of this 2266-nucleotide messenger RNA. RefSeq names its product integrin subunit beta like 1 (gene itgbl1). The coding region runs from base 595 to 2055 and encodes 486 amino acids. Gene Ontology annotation, cellular component: cell surface; focal adhesion; integrin complex. The transcript is spliced from 12 exons. The record is from RefSeq and is a predicted model, not a curated record. Gene Ontology annotation, molecular function: amyloid-beta binding; integrin binding. Lineage: Eukaryota; Metazoa; Chordata; Actinopteri; Cyprinodontiformes; Poeciliidae. Gene Ontology annotation, biological process: integrin-mediated signaling pathway; cell adhesion mediated by integrin; cell-matrix adhesion.